UGUAACGCAGAAAGCUGCUGUUGAAUGUCACACAGAGUAAACACCAACAGGUUUUUUUAAUGAAAGGGCGGAUUUAAUUCUUCAUUUUAAGUCCCAAAAAAAGGCGAAGGAGACGAUAAAGAAAGCGCCGGACAAUCUGGAUUAACACAACUACUGCUUCUAAAUGGACUCUCGGAUCUUCGACGAGAAAAGGACUUUUUUUAAAUUUAAUUAAAAUGAUCAUUGUGUUUGUUUAAGACGUCGCCAGCGUGGGAAUUUAAGUGAGGAUUGAACGCCAAGAUGAGGAAGGUGCAGCAGGUGCUGUGCGUCCUGCUGCUGUGUGCUCUCCGACUCUGCAGCGCGCAGACAGAAGGAGUGGUCGUUUGCUUCGGUACCCAGAAUUUUUUCAGCAUGACGGGAAAUUCAGAGAUCCAGUACAACCGGAUUAAGGAGAUAUACAGCGGCUGUGAGAUUGUGAUGGGUAACCUUGAGAUCACCAUGAUGGACCACACCAGAGACUUCUCUUUCCUGCAGUCUAUCAGGGAGGUCACGGGCUACAUCCUGUUCGCCGUCAACGGAUUCAGUCAGAUUCCCCUGCACCACCUACGCAUCAUCAGGGGCACCACACUGUACGAGAACAAGUACGCCUUGGCUGUGAUGAUCAACUACGUGAAGGACGGGCAGCAUGGCCUUCAAGAAUUGGGCUUGACACACCUUACAGAAAUACUGGAGGGAGGAGUCAUGAUCAUCCAGAAUAAGUACCUGAGCUACGCCCCGCAGGUGAACUGGCUGGAUAUAGUGAAGGAUGCAUCGGCUCAUAUUCUAAUCGAGGACAAUGGGCCGGAAAAGCCGUGCCAUGAAGCGUGCGGAGACAAACCAUGCUGGGGUCCAGGAAACGACACGUGCCAGAUCUUGACAAAGACUGUGUGCGCUCCUCAGUGUAACGGGCGAUGCUUUGGUCUAAGCCCGAGCGAGUGUUGCCACAUUGAGUGUGCUGGAGGCUGCACCGGACCUUUGGAUACAGACUGCUUUGCUUGCAGAAACUUCAACAACUCGGGCCCCUGUGUGCCUCUUUGUCCCCGGGCUCUCAUCUACAACAAGCAUAAAUUCAAACUGGAGGCCAACCCCAAUGCAAAGUACCAGUAUGGCUCCAUCUGUGUAGCCCAGUGCCCCACAAACUUUCUGGUGGAUGGCAGCUCGUGUGUGAGCAACUGCCCGUCUGAUAAAACGGAGGUGGAGAAAAAGGGAGUGAAGAGAUGUGAACCCUGUAUAGGCCUCUGUCCAAAGGCUUGUCACGGCACAGGAAGUAUAAACAGACAAACCGUCGACGCUUUCAACAUUGACAGUUUCAUAAACUGCACCACGAUCCAGGGCAGUCUGCACUUCCUGGUGACCGGGAUCAAAGGUGAUCCUUACAACGGCGUACCGCCCCUCGAUCCAGAGAAACUGAAAAUCUUCAACACGGUGACGGAGAUCACAGAUAGCCUCAGUAUCCAGUCAUGGCCUAAAAACAUGUCUGACCUGUCAGUCUUCUCCAACCUGCAAACUAUUCAAGGCAGAACGCUUUACACAGGAGUGAGCUCUAGAAGGGGUUACGCUCUCAUGGUGAUGAAGAGCUCCUCUUUGACCUCCCUGGGGUUACGCUCGCUACGGAAAAUAAACGAUGGCGGCGUCUACAUCACGGGAAACAAGAAGCUCUGCUAUCAUGACACCGUCAACUGGACACGUAUCUUAACCAGCAGCUCCCGUCAGCGACGUCAGAAACCCAUUGACGUCAAGGAGAACAGACCAAAAAAUCAAUGCAUUAGUGAAGGUCAUGUGUGCGACCCCCUGUGCUCCUCUGAUGGCUGCUGGGGCCCAGGGCCAAACCAGUGUGUGUCCUGUAAGAAAUACAGCAGAGGAGGAACUUGCGUGCCAGACUGCAUGUUCUUAACCGGGGCGAGGCGGGAGUUUGCUACUCGGUCAGGGGAGUGUAUGCCAUGCCACCCUGAGUGUAAGGUUCAGGAGGGGAAGGAGACCUGCACAGGCUCAGGAGCUGAUCAGUGUGUAGUAUGUGCCAGCAUGCAGGACGGUCCACAUUGUGUCUCCUCGUGUCCUGAGGGCGUGAUGGGAGGGGAGGAAGUCAUCUUUAAAUACCCCAACAAGGAAGGACGCUGUGAAACGUGCCACGUCAACUGUACCCAGGGGUGCUUCGGUCCAGGAAUUGGAGACUGUGUUGGGUCAUCCCGUUACAUUUCUGGACAAGCGACCACGGCCAUCGUACUGGGAGUGAUUGCCAUCCUCUUCGCUUUAUUCUCUGUUUUCGUGUUGACCAUUCUGUACCGCAGAGGUCUUGCCAUCCGUCGCAAGCGAGCCAUGAGGAGAUACAUGGAGAGCGGAGAGAGCUUUGAGCCUCUGGAUCCAGGAGAGAAAGGGGCUAAAGUCCAUGCUCGGAUCCUGAAGCCCACAGAGCUGCGUAAAAUCAAGCUGCUGGGUAACGGAGUGUUUGGAUCAGUCCAUAAGGGCAUUUGGAUUCCUGAGGGCGAUACAGUGAAGCUUCCUGUGGCCAUAAAGGUGAUCCAUGAUCGCUCUGGACGGCAGACCUUCAAUGAGCUGACAGAUCACAUGAUGAUGAUGGGGAGUUUGGACCACAUAAAUGUUGUCAGGAUUUUGGGUGUCUGUCCUGGAGACAGCCUGCAGCUCGUCACCCAGCUCAGCAGUCAGGGCUCCCUGCUGGAGCACGUCAAGAACUGCAAGAACAAUCUCAGUCCGCAGAGGCUGCUGAACUGGUGUGUUCAAAUCGCAAAGGGUAUGUAUUACCUGGAGGAAAACAGGGUUGUCCACAGGAACCUGGCCGCCAGAAAUGUUCUCCUGAAGAAUAACUACACCGCCCAGAUCUCAGACUACGGCAUUGCAGACCUGCUUUACCCUGAUGACAAGAAGUACUUUUACAAUGAGGUCAAGGCACCGAUCAAAUGGAUGGCCUUAGAGAGCAUCUUGUUUCGCAGGUACACACAUCAGAGCGACGUCUGGAGUUAUGGAGUGACAGUAUGGGAGAUGAUGUCGUACGGGGCAGAGCCAUACACUACGAUGCGUCCGAUGGAAGUUCCUGAUCUGCUGGAAAAGGGCGAGCGACUGUCUCAGCCUCAGAUUUGCACCAUUGAUGUCUAUAUGGUCAUGGUCAAGUGUUGGAUGAUUGAUGAGAAUGUCCGCCCAACAUUCAAAGAGCUGGCAAAUGAAUUCACCAGAAUGGCCAGAGACCCCCCUCGCUACCUGGUGAUCAAAGAGGAGUGCAGCCAACAGGACGCAGCCCCAGAUGAACCCGUCCAGCGGAGUGUAGACCUGGAUGAGCUGGAUGAUGUAGACAUGGACAUUGUAGACCAAGAGAUGGGGGUGGUAGACAUCUUAACUCCAGCUCCUCACUAUCUGUCUCAGUCCAGAAGCCUCAGUCGCCUGUCAAGGAUGGACGCCCACAGAGGUGUUCUUGCUCCAUCAAACGGGGCUGGUUACCUGCCUAUGACCCCGGGUGUUGACAACCCAGUACAGGCCAUAUGGCAGUCACGCUCUCGACUAAACUCAGCCCGCACUGUGUCUGAGAGCUCGGAGGGCUGCGGUAUAACCGUGGAGCUGGAGAUGAGUGAGGACUUUUCUAUGGGAGGGAGCCCGAAAAGGCGGCGUCAUCGCGAGGACAGCGCUUACAUGUCGCAGAGGGACAGUUUGUCUGGCGGGCCACCAGAGACUCCAUCACCACAGAUGGAGGAAGAAGACCAGAAUGGAUAUGUGCUUCCUGGAGACAGUCCAGAGAGAGAUACCUUACUUUCCACAUCUCGAGCCGUUACUGGCAGGAUACGCAAGUCUCAUUCGUCUGGCCUGUUGGACGAUCCAGACGAUGAAGAAUACGAAUACAUGAACAAACAGACGUGCGUAACACCUGUCUCGCCCAGACACAGCAGCCACUGGCUGAGGCCGAACAACAAGAAGCGCACCUCCUCUGUAUCGUCACAUACGACGGCGUGCUCAGCUGACACCGCGCUGUCUGUGGAGGUCAGGGGAGGUCACACGAGAAGCAAUCACAACUCUGAUGCAGAGCAGCAGGGAUCUAAUGAAGUCGAAUAUGAAUACAUGGACAUCAGGGGGAGUGAAAAAGAUGAAAGCCCUCCAGCACAUGAUCCUCCUCCUCCUCCGCCAGCAAGGAUGGCCAGAGAGGUGCAGGAUGAAGAGGAGGAGGAGGAGGAGGAGGAGGAAGAAGAGGAGGACGAAUAUGUGGAGGACAGCAACUAUCAUUACACAAACAGACAGCCAAAGCUGCGACAAGCUCUUCAAGACAGGAAGGAGCUGAAGAUACAAGGAAGGGACGAAGGCGAGGCGUAUGAGUACGAGGACAUGGACUGCUUUGCGACCGUGGGACCCGGCGAUGCAGUGGUGUACCAGAACUUGCGGAGGGAAGCAGAGGGAGCAGUAGGGGGCACAGAGGCUCAGCGAUCUGGGUUUGAACCCUACGUCAAAGUGCGAGCUGGAGUCGGGGUUGGGGAACCUGGAGCCGGUGACAGAUCUUUUGACAAUCCAGACUACUGGCACAGCAGGAUGUUCCUGAAGCCCAAAGCAGUGCCUACAUGAAGAACAUUUUAAAUCUCAAGACACUUCCCUCUGAGACAUAUUCAUGAAGGACUCGAAACAGGAAUUACAACCAAAAGCCAUGUUUGAACGUGUAAUAAUGUAGCCUAAUGACACAAUUUCAAAAACCCAACAUGUGACUGUGUGACUUUUUCACAGCUUCUACAGGCUGACAUCACGUCUUGUAUUUAGGCCUGUGAUUUGGGGCAUUUAUAUUAUCACUGACUGUUGGAAACACUAACAGAAACAAGCUAUAUAUUUUCCUGUUUACAUUUUGAAACGAACAAAGAUUGUGUUUAAGAACAAAUGUAUUUGUUUUUUUGAUUUUGGAUGUUUUCAGACCUCUCUUUAAAUGAUGAUAUAUGAAAUACAUUUUCUACUCAAUAAAAAAUAUUUUGAA
Larimichthys crocea (large yellow croaker) is the source of this 4972-nucleotide messenger RNA. RefSeq names its product erb-b2 receptor tyrosine kinase 3a (gene erbb3a). Gene Ontology annotation, molecular function: neuregulin receptor activity; protein tyrosine kinase activity; neuregulin binding. Gene Ontology annotation, cellular component: basal plasma membrane; plasma membrane; signaling receptor complex. The transcript has 29 exons. NCBI's taxonomy places the organism in Eukaryota, Metazoa, Chordata, Actinopteri, Sciaenidae. The coding region runs from base 280 to 4575 and encodes 1431 amino acids. The record is from RefSeq and is a predicted model, not a curated record. Gene Ontology annotation, biological process: negative regulation of apoptotic process; multicellular organism development; protein phosphorylation.